AUGCAAGUAUCGUCACACGGGGAUUUGUCCCUCCCGGGACCCAACAUGCAAGCUUCCACGCCCGCUCAGCGGAAAACUCCUCGGCAGUCGCAGCGGGAAUCAUCGGUGCGCUCAGCGCGGUUAAGUAGAUCCGAUCACGGUACCGCACGUCGACAAGACGGAGCACAAGAAAACUCGCAGCGCCGUGCGUCGACGACGGCGUCGGUGCACUCGGCUCAGGAGAAAUGGUGGCACGUCUACUUGUUCCGUGGAAUGAUCAACGAUGUCAAGCGCAGAGCACCAUACUAUUGGAGCGAUUGGACUGAUGCAUGGGAUUAUCGUGUCAUCCCUGCUACGGUAUAUAUGUAUUUUGCUAAUAUCUUGCCUGCUCUAGCCUUCUCGUUAGAUAUGUUCGAGAAGACGAGUCAGAGCUAUGGUGUUAAUGAAGUUCUCCUUGCUUCUGUUCUUGGUGCAAUUGUGUUCUCGCUUUUUGCGGCUCAGCCGUUGGUCAUUGUUGGUGUUACUGGUCCCAUCACUGUAUUCAACUAUACUGUGUAUGACAUCAUGGCUCCUCGAGGGACACCGUAUCUUGCAUUCAUGUGCUGGAUUGGGAUCUGGUCUUUGAUUAUGCACUGGGUCCUGGCCAUCACCAAUUCCUGCAACGCCCUGACCUAUGUCACCCGGUUCUCGUGCGACAUCUUUGGAUUCUACGUUGCAUGCAUCUAUAUCCAAAAGGGCAUUCAAGUUCUCACCAGGCAAUGGGGCUCCGUGGGAGAGACCUCUGCUUACCUGAGCAUUAUGGUUGCACUACUUGUUCUAAUGUGUGCAUGGAUUUGUGGAGAACUGGGCAACAGUCAUCUUUUCAAGCGAUUCAUUCGGAAAUUCCUUGAGGACUACGGUACACCUUUGACCAUCAUCUUUUUUACCGGCUUCGUAUAUAUUGGUCAGAUGAGGGAUGUCGACAUCGCCACCCUCCCUACUAGCAAGGCUUUCUUUCCUACAACUGACCGGUCUUGGCUUGUGCGUUUCUGGGAUAUCAGUACCGGAGAUAUCUUCCUUGCCAUCCCGUUUGCGCUUCUUCUCACAAUCCUAUUUUACUUUGAUCACAAUGUGUCGUCUCUCAUUGCCCAAGGAACCGAAUUUCCUCUUCGAAAGCCAGCUGGCUUCCACUGGGAUAUUUGGCUCCUCGGUCUCACAACCUUUGUGGCUGGAAUUCUGGGAGUACCAUUCCCCAAUGGUCUGAUUCCUCAGGCCCCCUUCCACACUGCUGCCCUCUGCGUUACUCGUCAGGUCACAGACGAAGACGAAUCAAAUAAGGGCAAAGCCAUUCGGGUAACAGACCACGUAGUAGAACAGCGAUUUAGCAACUUUGCACAGGGACUGUUGACACUGGGAACAAUGACUGGACCCCUCCUCAUCGUGCUCCACUUGAUUCCACAGGGUGUCAUGGCUGGUCUGUUCUUCGUCAUGGGUGUCCAGGCUCUACAGGGCAAUGGCAUUACGCAAAAGCUGAUCUUCCUCGCCGAAGACAAGAAGUUUACCUCUGCGUCGAAUCCUCUCAAGCGAAUCGAGCGCCGUUCAGCCAUUUGGGCCUUUGUCGCUCUUGAACUGUUUGGCUUUGGUGCGACUUUCGCUAUCACUCAAACCAUCGCCGCCAUUGGGUUCCCUGUUAUUAUUCUCCUUCUUAUCCCGGUACGCUCGUUUCUGCUUCCUAAAUGGUUCACUCGCGAGGAGCUUGCAGCACUCGAUGGACCGACAGCUAGUCCAUUCACGAUGGAAAGUGUUGGUGGCAACCACGGGAUGGAGGACUAUGAUGAAGCUGUGGCUAGCGGCGGUCGGGAGGAGUAUUUGAGUGGAGGUGAUGGAGUCCUGAGAAGCCGAACUUCAACCUCUCUGGAAUCUGCGGUCGAAGAUGAUGAUCUUGAACGAGGUGAGGCGUAUGAGCUCGCCUCCCGGGUUUCGCGCAGAAGGAGCACCGUUAGCAGGGUAGACUAA
Molecule: messenger RNA, 1974 nt
Organism: Penicillium mononematosum
Lineage: Eukaryota; Fungi; Ascomycota; Eurotiomycetes; Eurotiales; Aspergillaceae
Product: anion exchange family protein
Exons: 5
Coding region: 1-1974 (657 amino acids)
Biological process (GO): borate transport; monoatomic ion homeostasis; monoatomic anion transport
Cellular component (GO): plasma membrane; fungal-type vacuole
Molecular function (GO): borate efflux transmembrane transporter activity; solute:inorganic anion antiporter activity
Source: RefSeq, a predicted model, not a curated record